Xyrichtys novacula (pearly razorfish) is the source of this 2791-nucleotide messenger RNA. The record is from the annotation of a GenBank genome assembly. NCBI's taxonomy places the organism in Eukaryota, Metazoa, Chordata, Actinopteri, Labriformes, Labridae.
GCCGGUGGUGAGAGCAGGUGCUGACAAUGAACAGUAAAGGGGUGAUUUUCCUUUUAUCUCUGUGCUCUGUAUGUGUAUCUCUGAAUGGUAAGUCAUUUUGUAAAAUUAGUAGAUAAAUAUAUUUAGAUUACCGUUGUAUAGCUAAGGGUUUCUCACGCGAUCAAUUUUUUACAUUAUUAUAUUUAUUUGAUUUUCCUUUAAGAUUGUGUGCUCGCAUUGUACCGAACUAUCAAAUGAAUUUAUUUAAUGCUAGUGUGGUUAAUAUGAUGAGGAUCUUAUUUUUCCUUAUAUAUAUUCCCUUUUCAAAUACUCUGACUAUGAAUUUUUGAUUUUAAAGCAAUGUGUCGGCAGUUUUUCUUUUAUUGGACACCUUAAAGCAUUUUAUCAGUAACAGCAUCAUACGUUUUGUGUUUUUGUAAAAAGCGAAAGUGAAUAUUUCUUAUAAUUGGGGAGAAGAGUUUCUACUGUCGUGUUCUGAUGAAGGAUCUAAGCUCUGAACUCUUUGUUUUCUUCUCUUACUGUUCAGAUCAGAAUGCCUGUGAGCAGUAUUCAAAGGGCUGUGAAAUGCACAGACUUAGAGCUACAAUUGAUUCCUCUGUACUCCUCCCUUGCGAUCUGAGAAGAAGUAACAUCACCUCGGUGUCAUGGGCCCAAAACUCUGAGGGGGACCUGGUUGUCCUCUCAUCUGAAGGUCGUAUUCAGUUUCCAAACCCCAGACACGGGCGAGUGAAAGCAUUUCCAAAUCAGGGCUCGGAGGGAAACUUCUCCAUCCGUAUCGAUAAGCUGAAAGACUCCGAUCUGGGGUGUUACCUCUGCAAGUGGGAAAAGAAUUGUAUUCAGGUGACUUUGGCUGGUGACGAAGGUAAGCGAGUAUGACUGUAGUUUAUAAACUGUAAGGUGAUGCUCUCUAAAGUCUGAGUAAGAAUCUUGCACAUUCAUGUGUUCUCUUUCACUUUACUAAACACACAAGAGCGGAAAAAAUUGAGCAAGAGUUUCCUGUGAACCACAUAGUUUAACCACAACUUUCUGUGCAGGUACACUUAACUUGACGCUUCUGAUUUACGCCUGUGUUAGUGGGGCUGUUUUCCUCCUGAUAUGUAUUGGCUGUUACUUCUGCGUCAAACACAAAUGUGAGUCUGGCAGUCUUGAAGGAGAGACACUUAAGUUUCAAAAUUUAUUUAAAAUAUAAAAGGAUUGGCGAAUGUAUUAGUAUCUAUUCAGUUUUUUUUUUUUUUUAAUUCAGGUAACUGUCAUAAAACACUCCAGGACAGUACCGAUAACUCUGCAGCUGCUGAGGGUAAGGAAUCAUCUUAAAAUUGAGUAUUUACAUUAGAUAUGGCCCAUGAUUUUGUUAGUUUAUUACUUCUAUAGUCUAGCAAAGACCUUUUAGUUGUUUAAAACUUGAGUUGAGAUUUUUUUGUUUAUGUAGUUUGAAGAAUCCAUGAUCAGUAGUCGUAAGAUACCUUAUAUUAUUUAUCCUCUAAGUCACCUCUUGUCAAAAAAUUAAUCAAGUGUAUUUCUGUGGGGUCUUCACAGUAGUUGCUAGUGCUCCACCUGCAGGACGAGGCAGAGUGCAUGUGCAGCAGAGAGGUAAUCCAUCAAACAGCACAGUCACAUAAAACAUUGUUCAAAUGGUAGAGUGUGGUCUACAUUUCAGUAUGCAUUUGUUGAGAACCACAAAUAAUCUAAUCUUCUGUCUCUACAGGAAUAUACAUUAAUGACCUUGUCUAUGGUGCGUUUGUAAGGCUUUUCUUUUGAUCCUUAGUUCUGUUACAUUGCUUAGCGUCACAAAUGCCUCUGCCAGCAUUUUACUGUCUUUUUCUCAAAAUUAGAAAAUGAUGACCACGACCCAGCCAACCAGCAUGAGAAAAACAGAAAUCAGUGCCCACCAGCAGCAGCUCUGCCUGAUCCUGAAAUGGCUCAGCCCAGCCAAAGCACAAGUGGAAUUCAUCCAAACUCAGACCAGUUUAAGUUUGUGAGGAUGGAAAAUCAGAGCACGAAACGGAGAUUUCAUACAGGUGCUGAAUAUUUCAGAGGAGUCGGUGCAGAACAGGUGACUUUUGUCAUUUUAUGAAGAGGAACCAAAGUAAAAAAAAAUGUUCUCUCUCUUCUCCAGAGCUUUUCAACAGAUUACGACAAGCAAGCUUCAGUCAACGUUAUUAUGGUAACAUUACCUCUUUGACAUAAUACUUUUAGCAUACUUUCAGUGCCAACAUAAAUUUAACUUGAUUAUUUUUAUUCACAGUUAACCAGCGUGAACUCAGCAAUCAACAAGCAGCUCAGGCAGAGCACCCCAAAAGAGGUAUCUGAAUUUCAUCUUCACUCCAUGAUCCGUCAGAAUUAAUUAUUUGCCUUAACUUUGAUUAUUUACUUCUAUUCGUUUAUUUUGCACCAGGUUUGGGGAAGGGAGGAGUCAAAGAGAGUGAGUCCUGACUUACUUCGUCCCCUUGUUUAGACUGAUAUUGUGCAUUGCAUACUGUGCCCUGACUUGCUCUCCUAUCUCUGUUUCCCUGUUAGACUGUGAAUACAAAAACCCAAUUUACAACAGAAGCACAGACCGCCUUAACCAAAUGUAGAGGAUGCUGGCUCAGCUUUAACGGCUUCAACAGUUUUCUGUUUAGUUUCACAAUAAAAUGUUCUUAUCGUUUAUUUGACAGGAACAGAUUGAACUUGAUCCACACACUCUCAUUUGAUUUGAUGACUCUUUCAACUUUUGUCGCUAUAUGUAAAAUGUAAAAUGUAAUGGGUGGUUAAAUAAAGAGAAUGAAUGCAAAUAAAAUCAAAAAGUCAA